Messenger RNA from Ictalurus punctatus (channel catfish), 4808 nucleotides. It is a transcript of the gene ptk2aa, whose product is annotated as protein tyrosine kinase 2aa. Gene Ontology annotation, molecular function: protein tyrosine kinase activity; ATP binding. Gene Ontology annotation, cellular component: focal adhesion; cytoskeleton. NCBI's taxonomy places the organism in Eukaryota, Metazoa, Chordata, Actinopteri, Siluriformes, Ictaluridae. Gene Ontology annotation, biological process: signal complex assembly; protein phosphorylation. Bases 362 to 3796 code for a protein of 1144 amino acids. The record is from RefSeq and is a predicted model, not a curated record. The transcript has 34 exons.
CUCUCUUUCUUACCCUAUUGCAGCACAACAUUUCAGAAAAUAUUCUCUCGCUCUUUCCUCUCUCUCUGUUGUUCUUUUCUCGUCUCUGUGAUUUCAGGGUGCGUUCUCUAAGCCGACUUUUAACUAAGCUCACUGUGGCCUUUUUCUUUGGUUGAGGGUCAGCUCUCAUGCCUGGACUCUGGCAGCCAGGUUGGCGUUAGCAUCCACUGGCAGACCAAAUUGGAUUGGAUCAUCGGCUACACCCAGGACCGGAAUCUCGCUAUAUUUCCUUGCUGGAUCUGUAUUCUCGCUCGGCUGGACUGUAAGCAGCUGUCGUGUAUGACUGGUGUGGGGAAACACUGGAGCCGGGGCCCAGGCUCCUAUGCGGGUGUUUAAAAGCAGCGGCUGCCGGUCGGCCGCUCGCAUCCGCAUAGAGAUGAACCACUGCAUUCCCUUCCCGAUGUGUCUGGCUGGAGAAUAUGACCGACACCUAGCGUACAGUAAAGGCAUGGCGACGGCGUACCUGGAGCCCGGCCUUAGCCACGGUGUGGGCGGGGGGGUCAAGUCUCGGCUCAGCGGGGGAACAGAGCGUUCCGCCCCUGCCCCUGACCGUGUCCUCAAGGUCAUCCACCACUUUGAGAGCAAGAGCGAGCACAGCGAAAACAGCCCAUGUUGCAGCAACAUCCGCCAUGGAGACGCCACCGAUGUCCGGGGGAUCAUACAGAAGAUCGUGGACAUCCACAAGGUGAAAUGUGUGGCAUGUUUCGGCCUCCGCCUCAGCCACGUCCAAUCAGGCGAGGUCCACUGGCUCCACCCCGACAUGGGCGUGUCCCACGUGAGAGAGAAAUACGAGCAGAACCGAUCACAGGACGAGUGGAGGUAUGAGCUGCGGAUCCGCUACCUGCCAAAGGGCUUCCUGAAUCAGUUUACUGAAGACAAACCGACGCUGAAUUUCUUCUACCAGCAGGUGAAGAACGAUUACAUGUUGGAAAUAGCCGAUCAGGUCGACCAGGAUAUCGCACUCAAACUGGGGUGCCUUGAGAUCAGGAGAUUUUACAGAGAAAUGAGAGGAAAUGCUUUGGACAAGAAAUCCAACUACGAGCUGUUAGAAAAAGAUGUCGGUCUCAGGCGGUUCUUCCCCAAGAGUCUGCUGGAUUCAGUCAAGGCUAAAACCUUGCGGAAACAGAUUCAGCAGACGUUUAAGCAGUUUGCCAGCCUGAACGAUGAACAGAGCAUUCUCAAGUUCUUCGAGAUCCUUGCCCCAGUCUACAGAUUCGACAAGGAGUGCUUUAAAUGUGCUCUGGGGUCGAGCUGGGUUAUCUCAGUGGAGCUGGCUAUCGGUCCUGAGGAAGGCAUCAGCUACCUGACAGACAAAGGCUUAACACCGACACACUUGGCUAACUUCACGCAGGUGCAGAGCAUCCAAUACUCGUGCAUGGAGGAGCGUGAGAGGAAGGGCAUGCUGCAGCUGGACGUGGCCGGGGCUGCUGAGCCUCUUACCGUCACUACGCCGUCCUUCAACACCGCAGAGAACAUGGCCGACCUGAUCGACGGUUACUGUCGCCUGGUCAACGGCGUCACCCAGUCCUUCAUCGUCAGGCCGCAGAAAGAGGGAGAAAGAGCGCUUCCAUCUAUCCCAAAGCUUGGGAACAAUGAGAAGAAGUUAGAAGCUGUCCGAGCAGGAGUUCGAACCAUCUCUGUAUCAGACUCUGUGACUCCAACACCACCCAAAGCAUCUAAAGCUCGUCGCUUCCUCCUUCCUUUUGUCUUCUGCUCCCAUGAUUCUCCACCUAAGGAAGAUAUUAGUGGGGAUGAAACAGACGACUAUGCAGAGAUCAUAGACGAGGAGGACACAUACACAAUGCCUUCCACCGAGUGGUAUGGAGUAGACAAAGCCAGGGAUUAUGAGAUCCAGCGGGAGCGCAUCGAGCUGGGCCGCUGCAUUGGAGAAGGGCAGUUUGGAGACGUGCAUCAGGGGAUCUACGCCAGUCCAGAGAACCCUUCUCUGUCCGUGGCUAUUAAAACAUGCAAGAACUGCACCUCGGAUAGCGUGCGGGAGAAGUUCCUGCAAGAAGCCUUGACAAUGCGGCAGUUUGACCAUCCUCACAUCGUCAAGCUGAUCGGUGUAAUCACAGAGAACCCGGUCUGGAUCAUCAUGGAACUGUGCACCCUUGGCGAGUUGAGGUCGUUCUUACAAGUAAGGAAAUACAACCUGGAUCUGGCAUCACUGAUUUUGUAUGCCUACCAGUUGAGCACAGCUUUGGCUUACCUGGAGAGCAAGAGAUUCGUGCACAGGGACAUUGCUGCCAGGAAUGUGUUGGUGUCUUCCGCAGACUGUGUGAAACUUGGGGACUUUGGACUCUCCAGGUACAUGGAGGACAGUUCCUAUUACAAAGCCUCCAAAGGGAAACUGCCAAUCAAAUGGAUGGCACCAGAAUCCAUAAACUUCCGCCGCUUUACCUCAGCCAGUGAUGUGUGGAUGUUUGGUGUGUGCAUGUGGGAGAUACUGAUGUACGGAAUCAAGCCCUUCCAAGGUGUGAAGAACAAUGAUGUGAUUGGGCGAAUAGAGAACGGCGAGCGCCUGGCCAUGCCCCCAAACUGCCCCCCCACCCUUUACAGCCUAAUGACCAAGUGCUGGGCGUAUGACCCGGGCAAGAGGCCACGCUUCACCGAACUCAAGACCCAGCUCAGUACUAUUCUGGAGGAGGAGAAAGCUCAGCAGGAUGAGCGCAUGCGCAUGGAGAUGAGACGUCAAGUCACAGUGUCGUGGGACUCGGGUGGAUCAGAUGAUGCGCCUCCCAAACCAAGCCGACCAGGUUAUCCCAGUCCCCGUUCGAGUGAAGGUUUCUUCCCCAGUCCUCAACAUGCAGGCCAGCACAAUCAUUACCAGGGAUCGGGUUACCCUGGCUCUCAUGGCAUGCCGUCGAUGCCCAGUGGAGGAUACCCGGCCCAGGCGUCUGUUCUGGAGCCACACGAGACCUGGAACCACCACAGACAAGACGUACCUGUGUGGUCUCCUAAUAUGGAGGAGGGAGGAGCUCUGGACAUGCGGGCACUGGGUCAGGGGAUGCCGGCUCACCUGAUGGAGGAAAGGUUGAUGAUGCAGCAACAGCAGAUGGAGGAGGAUCAACGCUGGCUGGAGCAGGAGGAAAGCUUCCUGAAGCCGGAGUCCAGGAAUUCCAGGGGCAGUAUAGACCGGGAAGACGGUGCUCUCCAGGGGCUGACGGGAAACCAACAUGUAUACCAACCUAUAGGCAAAGCAGAUCCCGUAGCUCCACCUAAGAAGCCUCCUCGUCCUGGAGCUCAGAGCCACCUGAGCAGCACAGCCAGCAUAAGCCCGGUGGACAGCUAUAACGAGGGCGUCAAGCUCCAGCCUCAGGAGAUUAGUCCACCACCCACAGCCAAUCUCGACCGCUCCAACGAUAAGGUCUAUGAGAAUGUGACUGGACUGGUGAAGGCAGUGAUUGAGAUGUCCAGUAAGAUCCAACCUGCAUCCCCUGAAGAAUAUGUGCCCAUGGUGAAGGAGGUGGGACUGGCUCUGAGAACGCUGCUCGCGACUGUAGACGAGACCAUCCCUAUUUUACCAGCUAUCACACACAGAGAGAUCGAGAUGGCUCAGAAGCUGUUGAACUCGGACCUGGCUGAGCUGAUCAAUAAAAUGAAGCUGGCGCAGCAGUACAUGCUCACCAGCCUGCAGCAGGACUACAAGAAACAGAUGCUCACAGCUGCACACGCCCUCGCCGUCGACGCCAAGAACCUCCUGGACGUAAUCGACCAGGCCAGGCUGAAGAUGAUCGCUCAGUCACGGCCCCACUAGUCUUUUCCUCUGGAGCGGAGAGUUCAGGACAGAGAGACACUAUAAUAGCACAGGAGCGAGACGAGAGGGCACGAUGUCGACUGCUUGGACAGUAUGGUGAUGUCAUAUACUGAAUCACAGCACAGCACCAGUGGCUCUUCACUAGUGACGUCUCACUACAAGAAUAUGAAAUAAGCCUUUUCUAUAGAGACAUACACACACUAUGUUCAGUGGACUUGGAGAUACAAUGCUAAUCUAGUUUUUAUUGUACUGUUUGUGCUGGCUGUUUUUUUUCUUUUCUUUCUUUCUUUUUAAUUAAGUCCAGAGAUGAACUCGAGCAACUGACACUUUUAUCUGAGAAAACACCACAACUGGAAUCCACAUGGACAUCAGAGUUAAUGCAGAGUCUGGAACAACCUGAGCUGACCCAGAGGUGUACUGCAGACACUCCUACACUUCCUCUUGUGAACUGUUCUACAGCAGACCCUAUCAUUAUUCUGAUUUACAUUCACGCACACACACAUGCACACACCCCCGAGGGCUCACGUUGUUCUUUUUAUCCUCUGACUUCCACUCAGGGGACACCUUGAGACACGACAUAACACAUCAUGCUGUUUAACGUCAUCAUAUUCUGCACAAGAAUGCAUAUAUUUUUUAAAGAAUGGUCUAUGGAAUUAAGAUUUAAAAAAAUAAAAUAGUGUAUCUCUAAUACUGGGGUAUUAAUGGGUAGAAAAAUGUCAUCAGGGACUGUUAGAAACCAGUUCAGUUCAGUAAACACCUCUUACUCACAACAGACAGUAAAGCACAGUUUUAAUAGCUCAAAGGCCUUUUCUUACUCAUUGCUUCCUCAAAGCUGGUAAAUGUAGACAUUUACCACAAAUCUCUGUCUUUCCCCAGGCUGAUAAACUUGGUCAUGUCGCCCCUGUGUAUAGUACAAUCUAUAAAUGAAUCCACAUUGUCACAUAAAUUAUUCUCAGGAAAAAAAAAACUGACUGUACAGAACCUUUAACUAAUAAAAUGUGUUACUCUUGUA